AUGAAGAAAACUCUCAUCUUAUGCUUCAUACACGGCUUCAAGGGUGGCGAUGACACCUUUGGAGAAGGCUACGAGUUCACGGAACACCUUCGCUCACUCGUCGAGCAAGCGCUGCCCAAACUCAACGUUCAAGUUCUUGUGUAUCCCAAAUAUGAGACAAGAGGCGACCUAGGCAAUUGUGUCAGCCGAUUUCGUGACUGGCUCCAAGAGAAGGUCAUCGACGUUGAAGUCGAAGCUGGCACCUCAUCCCCGACCGUCGACCCCUCGGUCCGCACCAUCCUGAUCGGUCACUCCAUGGGCGGCAUCGUCGCCGCCGAGACAGUCAUCGGCUUGACCUCUGACAAACCCAUCUACUCCGAAGACGGCGUCGAAAAGUCGGCCCAGACGCCCACGUCGUUCAACUCGCUCAUGUUCCCCUACGUCCAGGGCGUCCUCGCCUUCGACACGCCCUACCUUGGCAUCUCGCCGGGCGUCGUCGCCCACGGCGCAGAGGGGCACUACACCGCCGCCUCGGCCGCCAUGACCCAGCUCAGCGGCCUUGGCACCGCCCCUCUGGGGCGCCAUCCCCAACAAGCCCGCGUCCCCCCGGCCCCGGCACACGAACUCGACGUCGGCUUCGCCAACCUGUACACGCGCCUCGGCCGCGGCGCCGCCGCCAAGGAUGUCAGCGUCGUCGGCACCGUGCUCGGCAAGGACCGCACCUUUUGCAACCUGCCCAAGCGCGGCGACGCUGGCGUCUGGAAGCCGGCCGUCAACGACAAGGCCGAGGAGGAGACGCAGGCGCACAUGGCCAUGUUUGAGAGGAAGAACAACCCCGGCUACGAAGCGCUGGCGCGGGACGCGACGGACCUGAUCGCGACGUGGACGAGGAACGCGUGGUACGAGAGCAGCGUCGAGGACGCGCCCGCGCUGAAACAGUCGGCCGAGGAGGACGGCUCGUCGCGACAAGAGGAGCGCAGGCCGAUGGAGGAGAAGGUGCUGGGUCAGGAGGAGAAUCCAUGGGCGUGA
Verticillium alfalfae VaMs.102 is the source of this 1008-nucleotide messenger RNA. RefSeq lists its product as hypothetical. NCBI's taxonomy places the organism in Eukaryota, Fungi, Ascomycota, Sordariomycetes, Glomerellales, Plectosphaerellaceae. The transcript is spliced from 4 exons. The coding region runs from base 1 to 1008 and encodes 335 amino acids. The record is from RefSeq and is a predicted model, not a curated record.